AUGUCAGCGGCUCCCAGCAGCGGCCCCGGGUCACGCAGAGGCCCCGGGUCACGCAGAGGCCCCGGGUCACGCAGAGGCCCCUGCUCAGUCUCCAUCACACAUGUGUCCACAGAGGCCCCUGCUCAGUCUCCAUCACACUUGUGUCCACAGAGGCCCCUGCUCAGUCUCCAUCACACAUGUGUCCACAGAGGCCCCUGCUCAGUCUCCAACACACACAUGUGUCCACAGAGGCCCCUGCUCAGUCUCCAACACACACAUGUGUCCACAGAGGCCCCUGCUCAGUCUCCAACACACAUGUGUCCACAGAGGCCCCUGCUCAGUCUCCAUCACACAUGUGUCCACAGAGGCCCCUGCUCAGUCUCCAUCACACAUGUGUCCACAGAGGCCCCUGCUCAGUCUCCAUCACACAUGUGUCCACAGAGGCCCCUGCUCAGUCUCCAACACACAUGUGUCCACAGAGGCCCCUGCUCAGUCUCCAACACACAUGUGUCCACAGAGGCCCCUGCUCAGUCUCCAUCACACAUGUGUCCACAGAGGCCCCUGCUCAGUCUCCAACACACAUGUGUCCACAGAGGCCCCUGCUCAGUCUCCAUCACACAUGUGUCCACAGAGGCCCCUGCUCAGUCUCCAACACACAUGUGUCCACAGAGGCCCCUGCUCAGUCUCCAUCACACAUGUGUCCACAGAGGCCCCUGCUCAGUCUCCAUCACACAUGUGUCCACAGAGGCCCCUGCUCAGUCUCCAACACACAUGUGUCCACAGAGGCCCCUGCUCAGUCUCCAUCACACAUGUGUCCACAGAGGCCCCUGCUCAGUCUCCAACACACAUGUGUCCACAGAGGCCCCUGCUCAGUCUCCAUCACACAUGUGUCCACAGAGGCCCCUGCUCAGUCUCCAUCACACACAUGUGUCCACAGAGGCCCCUGCUCAGUCUCCAUCACACAUGUGUCCACAGAGGCCCCUGCUCAGUCUCCAUCACACACAUGUGUCCACAGAGGCCCCUGCUCAGUCUCCAUCACACAUGUGUCCACAGAGGCCCCUGCUCAGUCUCCAUCACACAUGUGUCCACAGAGGCCCCUGCUCAGUCUCCAUCACUCACAUGUGUCCACAGAGGCCCCUGCUCAGUCUCCAUCACACAUGUGUCCACAGAGGCCCCUGCUCAGUCUCCAUCACACAUGUGUCCACAGAGGCCCCUGCUCAGUCUCCAUCACACAUGUGUCCACAGAGGCCCCUGCUCAGUCUCCAACACACACAUGUGUCCACAGAGGCCCCUGCUCAGUCUCCAUCACACAUGUGUCCACAGAGGCCCCUGCUCAGUCUCCAUCACACAUGUGUCCACAGAGGCCCCUGCUCAGUCUCCAUCACACAUGUGUCCACAGAGGCCCCUGCUCAGUCUCCAACACACAUGUGUCCACAGAGGCCCCUGCUCAGUCUCCAUCACACAUGUGUCCACAGAGGCCCCUGCUCAGUCUCCAUCACACAUGUGUCCACAGAGGCCCCUGCUCAGUCUCCAACACACAUGUGUCCACAGAGGCCCCUGCUCAGUCUCCAUCACACAUGUGUCCACAGAGGCCCCUGCUCAGUCUCCAUCACACAUGUGUCCACAGAGGCCCCUGCUCAGUCUCCAACACACACAUGUGUCCACAGAGGCCCCUGCUCAGUCUCCAUCACACAUGUGUCCACAGAGGCCCCUGCUCAGUCUCCAUCACACAUGUGUCCACAGAGGCCCCUGCUCAGUCUCCAUCACACAUGUGUCCACAGAGGCCCCUGCUCAGUCUCUAACACACAUGUGUCCACAGAGGCCCCUGCUCAGUCUCUAACACACAUGUGUCCACAGAGGCCCCUGCUCAGUCUCUAA
Messenger RNA from Knipowitschia caucasica, 1857 nucleotides. The record is from the annotation of a GenBank genome assembly. Lineage: Eukaryota; Metazoa; Chordata; Actinopteri; Gobiiformes; Gobiidae.